AUGUCGUCGAAACUCGUACCCUCCGACCCCGCUAGUGUUAUGGUGAUUCGCGACGUUGUUCCGCGCGUAAUCACCACUCUGUCAGUGCCCUUCUGGAGAUUCGGUCGCGUGAAGAUUGGCGGAAGAGGAACGAUUGUGCGCCUCGAAUCCGGUUCCCUCGCCGUCUUCUCUCCUGUCGCAUUGACCGAGGAUGUCAAGCAGAAAGUAUCUGAGAUGGGCGAAGUAAAAUACAUCGCCGCCCUAGACGCAGAACACCACAUCUUCCUCGGCCCCUGGCACAAAGAAUACCCCAACGCGCAAGUCAUGGGCCCCGACGUCCUCCCCGAAAAGCGCGCAAAGCAAAACGACGAAAACGUCCCCUUCUCGAUCCUCUUCAGCGCCGACAAACGCGUCGAGACCAUCUCCCCCGAAUUCGACGCGGAGUUCGAUUGGGAAUACGUCCCCUCGCACGUCAACAAGGAGCUCGUCUUCCAUCACCGCCCUACCCGCACUCUCAUACAGGCUGAUCUCAUGUUCAAUCUGCCUGCUACAGAGCAGUUCAGUAAAACAGGGGUUGACCCGAAUAGCGGCAUCUUGACGAAGAUCUUUGUGGCGCUGCAGAGUACAAAGGGUGAUGCGAAGUGGCAGCAGAGGACUAUUUGGUAUGGAACUAGUGCGAGUGAUAGGAAGGGCUUCUCGGCUAGUAUGGAGAGGAUCAAUAAGUGGGGGUUCAACAGGAUCAUCCCUUGCCAUGGAGACGUCAUGGAGGGAGAUGGUAAGGGUAUCUUUGAGAAGGUCAUGAGAUGGCAUUUGGACGCUGCCGCGCAGGGCAAGAAGAGUACCUGA
Messenger RNA from Alternaria incomplexa, 825 nucleotides. RefSeq lists its product as uncharacterized. The record is from RefSeq and is a predicted model, not a curated record. The coding region runs from base 1 to 825 and encodes 274 amino acids. NCBI's taxonomy places the organism in Eukaryota, Fungi, Ascomycota, Dothideomycetes, Pleosporales, Pleosporaceae. The transcript is spliced from 3 exons.